Epinephelus moara (kelp grouper) is the source of this 4112-nucleotide messenger RNA. RefSeq names its product lysosome membrane protein 2-like. The record is from RefSeq and is a predicted model, not a curated record. Gene Ontology annotation, biological process: protein targeting to lysosome; receptor-mediated endocytosis. Gene Ontology annotation, cellular component: lysosome; cytoplasm; membrane. Lineage: Eukaryota; Metazoa; Chordata; Actinopteri; Perciformes; Serranidae. The coding region runs from base 376 to 1941 and encodes 521 amino acids. The transcript is spliced from 13 exons. Gene Ontology annotation, molecular function: scavenger receptor activity.
UUUUUUUUUAUUUAAAGCGCAUUUGGGUCGCCACUUCGGACAGAUUCAGGUCCCCUCGUGGUUGCCAAAGUGAACCGCUUCAUUAUUAACCAAGCAGGCUUACCCGCAGCUCUUUGUAACUUGGAAACCCGCGAGGACAAACAUCUCCAACCGUUACUUGGUUUCUCUCUUCGGCUUGAGUGGACAACCCAGUUUCUUCAACAUUAAAAAGGGGCAAGGCAAGAUUUGAGCUCUCCUAUCACAGCCUGUGCAGUCAGGAAAACUUUUUAUGUGUUGCGUAGACAAACCAGCUCAAAGUAACGGAAGUUAACGUAUUCAUUCACCCUCAGGAAGCGUCUUGAGUGCAGCUUGCUGUGUUAACCGGCACCUGCAAACAUGACACGAAGAUCAUGUGCGAUCUGCGUGGUUGGGUUCAUCUGCGCUGUCCUGCUGGUCUCUGGGAUUGGUUUAAUCUUGGGUCAUGUGUUUCGGACGGUGAUGCACAACCGCCUCAAAAAGGAGAUUGUUUUGGUCGAGGGCAGCCGUGUGUUUGAGUCAUGGAAAACCCCUCCCCCUCCUGUCUACAUGGAGUUUUUCUUCUUCAAUGUGACCAAUGUGGAUGCCUUCCUCGGGGAAGGGGCCAAACCAGUGGUCAGUCAGGUCGGACCCUACACAUACAGGGAGUACAGGUAUAAAGACAAUGUGAGCAUGGUGGAAGAUGGCAAGAAGGUGUCUGCAUACAACACCAAAAGCUUUGUGUUCCUGAGAGAGAAGUCUGUGGGUGACCCAGCUGUGGAUAACAUCACCACGGUCAACAUCCCUGCUUGGGCUGUAAUGAACAAGGUGAAAGGGAGUUUCUUCAAGUCCUCCAUGGUGUCCAUCUGGAUGAACUCUUUGGGGAGCGGUCUCUUCACUACUCGCACGGUGGAUGAAUUGCUGUGGGGCUACGAAGAUCCUUUGCUGGCCCGCAUCGCUCCCUCCAAUCCUGACGUGGAGAAGGUCUUUGGCCUCAUGUACAAGAAAAAUGGAAGCAAUGACGGGGAAUUUGUCUACCACACUGGGGAGCAGAACUACUUGGAUUAUGGCCGCGUUGAAACAUGGAAAGGGCAAAGCCAACUGUCCUUCUGGACGUCUAACCAAAGCAACAACAUCAAUGGGUCAGAUGGAAGUGCUUUCCAUCCCCUGCUGGAGAAGAAUGAACGUAUUUACAUCUUCACUCCGGACUUAUGCAGGUCCAUCCACAUGGAGUUUGAGAAAGACGUUGAGGUGAAAGGAAUCCCAGCAUACCGCUUCACACCGCCACGCUCUGUUUUAGCCAGCAAAGAGGAGAACCCAGCCAAUGAGGGUUUCUGUGUCACCCCACAAGAGUGCCUGGGAACUGGCCUUCUUAAAGUCAGUCCCUGUCGGAAAGGUGCCCCAGUGGUCGCCUCCUUUCCACAUUUUUACCUGGGAGAAGAUAAAUUCGCGGCUGCCAUUGGAGGAAUGUCCCCUAAAAGAGAGCACCACCAAACGUUCCUGGACCUUAACCCGACCACUGGAGUGAUUGUACGUGCAAACAAGAGAGCACAGGUAAACAUCUUGAUGAGCAGAGUCUCUGGAUUCCCGAAAACUAGAGGCUUGAAUGAGACCGUCUUUCCCGUCAUGUUCCUCAACGAGAGUGUGGUGAUUGAUGAUGCAUCUGCGGCGAGAGUGCAUAAGCUGCUGCUGAUUGUCACUGUAGUGUCCAACUUCCCGCUCAUUAUUGUGGGACUUGGAGCCAUUAUGCUCCUGGUCUUGAUCAUCCUUCUGGUCAGGGCCCACAAACAGAAGAAUGAAGUUAAGCGCACUGUGUUUACCAAGCCUCUCUAUGCUACUUCCAAUGACGAGGACACUUCCUACUCUCCAGUCAGUGACAAGGAAAAGGACGAUCCUCAGAAUGGAACCUACAUUGGUUUGACACCUAAAGGGGACCCACAAGCUUGAGCAGGGAGGGAAUAGCUAGAAGGGGGCUCAGAAUUACUAAUAGGGCUUUGGAUUUUCAGGAGAGAGAUAGAAAAUUUUCAAUAUCUCCUUUAUGACUGGAAAUCUCUGUGGGGUGGGGGGUUGAGGGGUAGAGGAGGGGGACAUGUUCGCAAACAUGCUGUACUGUAUGUACUUACUUUUAUCCAUGGAGAGCUACCUAAAGUCCAGGUUUAGCACACUGUCUAGCAUGCCAGAAAGAGUAUAAAUCAUUAGAAAACACUGUGCCUCAAGGGCUAGUUCUUGCUGUUUGGUUCAAUCAGUUGCUGGAAGCUGCAAAGAGCACACUUUGUGGCAGGCUUAAACAAACAAAACACCCUUUAAACCUCAGGUGUGGGAUAAAUUUGAUUGUAGCACUGUGGCCUCACCUCAUUCUCUGUUUGCCUAGAUUGUGCCUUCAGAUUUUAGUCACUGACUAUGUGACAGGGCACAGAGGAUGAUUUGGGACCAGGGUAAUCAAGUUCAUAAACUGAGUUUUUAAGAUAUGUGUUACUCUCAGGGGGGCCAUUAAAGCAGGGGAGAGGAGCAAAACACACAGCAAGUCUUCUCCUUGUGAAGACAUUUAAAUCAGUUCAGUAUUACUAUGUUUCAUUUGCAUUUAAUCCUAAACUAAAUGUUACAAAACAUUGUCAUGGCUCAUUAUUUUUCUAUUCAUGCACUGUAUGCAGAGGGGUGUCUGUGCACAUCAUUAUCACUGCAUCUGAGAAAUCUUCAGAGCAUAUUUUUGUAUAUAUACAGUGUAAGAUGUGUUGAACUGCUUACAUUCCUCUCAGUGUAUGAUGGGAAUGGAUAUCAGAGAAAACGCUGUAUAUUUUGGAUACUUUAAUUUUUGUAAAAUAAGAAAUCCUUCUCAUUUUUUUGUAAAUGUUAAUGUAGAAAUGUUUGAAUGAGGAACAUGUUGAGUUAGAGCUUCACAGUUGUCUUCUAGUGCCAUAGUGAGCCACACUUUCAUCAGCCAUCUAAAGCCCUGAAAGUGACAGGAUUUUAUGGUUGAAAGUUGAAACAAUGAUUCAUACAGUACUGAAUUUAUGUGUUGACAGUAUUUUUGCCCUGUAUAACUGCUUACACUAACUAAUGCUGGCAUAUAAAUAUAAUUCAGCCUAUUAUCAUUUCAAGAUAUGCUUUUUGAUGCUGUUGUUAUAGGCCUUACUAGUAUUGUUGGUGCUGCUGACUACAAAACCUUUUUAUCCAUGUUUAUGAAAGACUUCAUUUCAGGUGUCCAGCCAUUACAACUCAAAACUCAUAAAGGUCCAAUAUGAAGUUGUGCCUUUAAAAGAAUCGCAGUUACUGAAUUUGUUUUGCCUUUAAUCGUUUUCACAUAUUCUGUGAAAAUAGAGCCUUGUCAUACCAAUAGAUCUACUCUUAAAUGUUGUUUUCUUACAGAUACCAAACAAAGCUGAGCGUAAAACUACUAGACGUUUUUAUAGGUCAUAUCUGCCAGCAGGGUCAAAGUGCACUUUGAAAAACGCUUUGCUUGAACAGUAAAUUGUUGUAUGAAAUAUUAGAUUUCAAGUGCCAUUUAAUGUAAUUUAGAAUAUGCUGCAGAAUGACUGCAUUUGAACUGUGCUGUGCCCAGCUUUUAUUUCUGUGCUUAUUCAUAGAUGUAACAUUUUAAGCGUGAAUGAGCUACGUCAUACCACUUUGUCAUCACAUGCACUGUUAUAAUCAGUGAUGAAUUUAUCAGACAGUAGCAAAGAAGCUGAAACAAGUUUCAUUUAGAGAUUUCUGCUCCCUCAUUUGAUUUGACUUCUUGUGUUUGAUGUAAUCAGUUAUGUACAAUAAGUAAACCUAAUGAAACAGAAGAAAUCAAUGUGUGCAUAAUGUCAUAAAUUCAUGAGGGGGGUGAAUGCAUGGAUAAAGCAAUCUUUUUUAUGCAAAAACAGUAUUACGCAAUAUUAGUCUUGUGGUUAGAAAGGUUAAAUUAUUUUGCUACCUUGGUAACACCAAAACACAGAAAGCACCAUAUGGACCGUGCACUGGCCUUCUUUGUGCCAUACUUUGAUAACAGAUUGUACUUUCUGAAAUCAUCGUUACAGCUAUAACCACUUAUUCUUGUAGUUGUCAGCUUGUUUCGAAACAUUGACUGUUAAUACUGUUUUUUUUGUGUACACAAAAAUAAAAGUAGUUUCAGUAAA